Molecule: messenger RNA, 1509 nt
Organism: Sphenostylis stenocarpa
Lineage: Eukaryota; Viridiplantae; Streptophyta; Magnoliopsida; Fabales; Fabaceae
Source: the annotation of a GenBank genome assembly
AUGGAUAACUCUUUUAUCCUUUUGCUGUCCCACCUUCAACUUCAAGCCUUGUGGUCAUCUUUGAUCGUUCUUAUAAUUUUUUGCAUAACCUUUCACAAAGACUUUGGAUCUCGCUUGUUUAGCAAAGCCAAAAAGCAAAAGCUACCCUUGCCUCCAGGUCCCAAAGCAUGGCCUAUAAUCGGCAGCAUUCCUGAAAUGCUUGCAAAUAGGCCUCCAUUCAGGUGGAUUCACAACCUCAUGAAGGAAUUGAAAACCGAGAUUGCUUGUAUUCGCCUAGGAAAUAGACCUACGAGCAUAUCUUCUGAUCUUAUCAGUGGUGGAUAUCUCACCACAGCCCUUGUGCCCUUGGGGGAUCAAUGGAAGAAAAUGAGAAGAAUUGUUGCUAAUGAUUUGUUGUCCACUACCAUCCACCGACAACUUGAAUCUAAUAGGGUUGAAGAAGCCAACAACAUUGUGUUUUGCAUUUACAACAAGUGCAAAAACAAUGUCAACGGUAAUGUUGGUCUUGUGAAAGUGAGGGAUGUCGCACGAGACUAUUGUUGUAACGUGAUAAAGAAAUUGAGCUUUAGUACGCGGUAUUUUGGGGAUGGUAAGAAGGAUGGGGAGCCUGGUUGCGAAGAAGUGGAACAUCUUGAUGCCAUUUUUGCAAUGCUUAAUUACAUUCAUAACUUUAGUGUUUCCGACUAUGUCCCGUGCUUAAGGGGACUUGAUUUGGAUGAUCAAGAGAUAAAGGUAAAGGAAGCCUUGAAAAUCUUGAACAAGUAUCAUGAUCCCAUCAUUGAACAACGUAUUAAAGAAUGGAAUGAUGGGUCCAAGAUUGAUGGAGAAGAUUUCCUUGAUAUUCUCAUCUCACUCAAAGAUGCCAACAAUAAUUCAAUGUUGACAAUACAAGAAAUCAAGGCACAAAUAAUCGAAUUGAUGGUGGCUGCAGUAGAUAACCCGUCAAAUGCAGUUGAGUGGGCUCUCGCAGAGAUGAUAAAUCAACCUGAGUUGCUUCAACAUGCCACAAAAGAAUUGGAUAGGGUAGUAGGAAAAGAGAGACAAGUCCAAGAAUCAGACAUCCCAAAGCUGAACUACAUAAAAGCGUGUGCAAGAGAAGCUUUUCGUCUUCACCCCGUUGCACCUUUCAAUGUUCCACAUGUUUCUGUAAAAGACACAAUAGUGGGAAACUACCUAAUCCCAAAGGGGAGCCAUGUGUUGUUAAGUAGACAAGAGCUUGGACGAAACCCAAAAGUUUGGAGUGACGAGCCUCAUAAGUUUAAACCAAAUCGUCACCUUAAUAGUGAGGUGGUUUUAACUGAGCCAGAUUUGAAAUUCAUUUCAUUUAGCACAGGCAGACGUGGUUGCCCAGGCAUCACGCUUGGCACCACAAUGACAGUGACUCUAUUUGCUAGGUUGCUUCAUGCCUUCAAUUGGACUGCACCGCCUGAUGUGUCACACAUCAACCUUGCCGAGAGCCGGCAUGAUAUUUUUCUCGCUCACCCACAUGUUUUUAUAGUUUACAAAUAA